GUUUGGGAAAAUUCAAGAUGGCGGCAGACUCACUGGUAUUGAUCUCGAUCAAAAGGAUUUAGAAGAAAUGUUUAAGAAACUAAAGCAAAAGAUCGCAGAGGAGUCGGAAGGAGAGCAAAGCCCUCUCAGGCAGCAAUCGCGUGAGGGACAGGUACAAAAAAUUUGUCUAGUUAUACGCGUGAAUGCCUCUCUUGUAAAAGGACAAAUCGUCUUGUCAAAUCGUGUGUUGCAACUUUGUUCAUGUAGGUAAACUUGUUUAACUUGUUAAUAUUUUAGUCUCCCAGAGGACCAAAGAGCAAUGGAAGUACCACUGAAUCUCCGUCGACCUCAGCAGUGAAAGCUGCUACAACUCCUCGAAGGAAUGAAACAAUUAGUUCGCCAUCAGCAACUCCGACUUCACAAAAUAAAGCAAAAUCAACACCGCGAGAAGUUCUCGAUCGAGUAUAUAAUCUUCUUGAUGUCAAGGUAUGGUUAGCUUACCAACAUGUAAAGAUCUUACUCAAGCAGUAUUCUUGAAACUCGAAUUAGCAAGCAUUUAAAUCUUAGCAGCCUCUGAUAUAUUUGAUAACUUGGUUGUGCGUCGAUUGCGAUUUGCAUGGAUCAACGACAAUUUAAUUAUCGAGACACCUGCAAUUUUUCAUGUUCUUUUCAAGCAUUUGUAAUUUUUAAUGUGCUUCCUGAUCCUUGAACCAUAGCAUUAAUCAUUGGUACUUCUUUUGAUUCCAGUGACACUUCUCUUUAUGGUACAUGUAUAUUUAUUUCAACUUUAUCAGUAUCAGCAAGUUUUGAAAAAGAAAUUUGUAACUAGUGAUAAAGUUAAACCCUAGAGGCAUAGUAUAAAUGAAAAUAAGAAUAAGAGAGUUUGUUUACUUCUCAUAUGUAACUCAUUCAAAGUAAAUUUAUGUUUUUUGAACGAUAACAUGUAUCUUAGGGGAGAGGGGGUGUUUAUGUUAUAUAUAUAUUUCUUUAUAUAUAAUUCUUGACAUUAAACUUUGUGUCUUUCUUUAUGUCUUCCAAUGAAAUUGCAUUUUCUCACAUUGUAAUUACUGUAUCAACACAGUUUUCUUUAGCCACCAUUCCUUCCUCCAUGAAAAAAAAAAACAUUUUCUGGUCUUGAACUGAUGCCUAAAUGGACCAUAUUUGGAAAUCAUGGUAUAGUUGUGUAAUUAUGAUGGUUAAUCCAAUCAAAACUGUAUUUGCAUCAUCCAAUGAUUCAGUUUUUAGUGAUCAUAGAUAGCUUAUGAACAAAGGGAGUCAGAAGGAAGCAAAAAUGUGACUUGAAUGUACAGUACAGUAAUUGAAACCCUGUUUACAAUAAAAAUCCAGCAAAAAACUGACAAUGCAAUAAUAUGAAGGCAAUACCAUAGGACAUGGUAAAUAUGCUUAGCCAUAUGGCUAGCUUACAGAUAUCCCACAUGUACGUGUAGAAUUAAGGCAAAAGUUAUAAUACAAAAUUUUAAAUUUGAAUUCCCAACUGUUAAGGUUACAAAGUAGCUAUGAUAUUAUAAUAAUUUAAAAUACCUUAAACUACCUUCAAUUUAAUAACUCAAGUUAUAAAAAUCCAAAAAAGGUAAAACUUUAAACCACAAACCCUGCUAACAAGCUCCUUAGUUCCAGCUUAAGUAAACGUAUCAGGAAGUACAUUCCAGUGUUUUGCAACAGCCAAUGAGAAAAUGACUGCUCUGAUAUUGUUAGUUAGAUAUUGGCAGUGGUGUUUUAUUCUUGAUAUAUUGAGUGUCUUGUAACUUUGUACAUAUUGAUGAAUGAUAUCUUCUACAGCCUGGUCAGACUGACUCAAGGAAUGGAGAAAAGCCACAGUCUGGUGAAAGCACCCCACCCAAGAGCACAAGCACUCCUAGCAAAUCAGCAUCACAGGACAGUAUGAGCGACAACGAAACUCCCAAGAGAACAGCUGAACAGCAUAGUUUUGAUCCACCACCCAGUCCUAGUUCACUUGGAGGAGGAAAGUCAGAUGCGGAGUCUGAUGCAGAGCAGGGUAGUCAUGGUAACCCUUUGACACCUUCGGGGAUUGAAGGAGUUCCAAAGGAGGAGCUGGUGGCCAUGUUUAAGAAGCAGGAACGAGUUUUGGCGCGUUAUAAGACCAGAUUUUCAGAGGUGAGUGUGACAAUAUAGAGCAAAAUAGAAUAUGGUUUACUUCUCAAGUUGAUGUCAUUCAUUAAGUUUUUGUUUUUCUGUACACAUGUUUAUAUAAAAGAAAUUUCUCCAGCCUUUUAGGGCCAUCAAUUUAAGGCAUAAAUAAUAUUAACAGAACCAAGGCAGGUAGAGCAGGGAACUGCUAUUAUUUUCUAUUUCCAUGUGAAAGGAAAGAUCACACUUACAUGUGUCUAAAUCUUUUGAUUAAAUAAGCGUGAAAAUAAAACUUUGUGUAACAGGUGUUUCUUUCGUAAUUAAGCUGUAAAAUAUACAUGCCUAAAAUUUGCCCAAACUGGUAGUGUUUAGAAAAAUGUAUUGUUUUAGUUACAAUGUACCAAUGUUGAAUACUGUUACUAUUAUUACAUUUUAAAUCAAGUUUUUGUGCAUGUAGGUUUUUGUGGUGGAAGUCACACGUGUUCAAAAUUGUUUAAAUCAUUGUCGCUAUCAUUAGUUGUCUGGGCAUUUAAUCAAGCUGAUUGGAAUGUUCAAGGGACAAAAAUGUAAAUUUGAAUGAUUUGUGGUAACUGAUAUGACAACUGAAUGGCUUCAUUUUUGCAUAUUUAUUGUUUUGUUCAAAGUAGUUGUAGACGGAAAAGUAUGUAGAGUGUGGAGACAAUUGGCACUCAUAUUUUUGCAAAAGAAAUGUUUUUUAACUCCUUUAAACAGCCUGUAUUGUAGGGAAAAAGAUUUUGAGUUUUUUUCUUUCCGUGAAGCUUCUUGUGAUCAUGGUUGACAAGUUUUUUAACAAUACAUGUUCUUUAAAUUGAGGCAGUGCUCUUGUAUCUUUAUUGUUCAAGGAACAUGUUUUAAAUCAUGUUACUUUUGGGAAGUUGGAUAUCUUCAAACUCUAAAUUGUAUAAUAUCAAGGUUUUAUCAUUUUUAUGAGUCAUUCUGCUACAGUGCAGUAUCUGCAAUUUAAACUUCGGGCAAAUAUGUUUUCACCAUGUUAUCUUGUAUGGGAAGAGACCUUAUGAAAGAGGACAAAGAAAGAAUGACUCUAAGAAAGGUAAAAUGCACACUGUACAUGUGUAUGUUGAUUUGCUACUAAAACUAAAGCAGAGGAAAACGGGAUUAUUGUUAUUCAUUUUUGUGUUUUUGUUAUCAGAAUAUACAGUGUAGCAAAUAAAGAUUCCCCUGUAACAUCUCCCCAAAACUUUAUAGUGUCACCUUAAGCUUUCCACUUUGAUCACUGGUAAAAUCAAGUGAGCUCAGCUGUAACAGGUUUUACGGCCUAUGGCCCUUAAUGACAGCUCUGGUUAUCAUAUUGUAGGUAACCAAUGUUUCUGUUCCCUGUGACAAAUGUCAAGUAUGAAGGUAAAGUUGUGCUGUAGGUGAUCGUAAAUUGAGUGUUUCAUCUUUCAGGUUGUUGAAGCUUACAAGAAUCUCCAAAAGGAAAAUGAAAAGUUACAGGUGAGUUGCAGUGAAAAUAGCUAACAUGCUCUGUCUUUGCUGGUACUAAUGUCUUAGCAACGGAAAGAACUUUUUUACAUGUGUACAUGUAGUUCCUUUAGCAUUCUAUACAUUAUUUACAUAUAUCUAUAGGACAUAAGUACCUUUUCAGUCUUGAGUAAUGAUCUGAUCCUUACAACGUGUUUUAAACAGAUCAGUUAUUGAUUUAAAUGUAUGGUAUUGUUUUCAGACAAUGGAAAUUUGCUAUUUCCUGUUGUCUUUGAUUUGUUACCAAUAUAUACAAGAACUAUUAAUACAAGCAAAUUCAAACCAAUAUCACUUGAUAAACUACACAGUGUACAAUGUAAUGGUACAGUAUACAACAGUUACAUGUGGUUGUAAAAUUAAGUGGAAAUUAUCUUUCUGUAGCCUUGUUUUUGUCUUCUGAGGGAAGGAGGGGUUACUUUGUUAGUAACAAAAAGUAUACAAACAAGGUCCAUUCAAUUGUAGAUCUACUGGUAUAUAGGAAAUCAAUUACAAUGUGGUAAUCACAUUGAAUGAUAGCAUCAUUCCAACAUGGUAUGGCCAUGAAGCCUUCUUGGCCUUUGCUUUAGUUAACCCAUUAUAAGUAUAACAUUUAAAUUUAAUUGCAGACCUUACCAUUGGUAAUUGAACAUCCUUUCUAUCAGUAUAGUUUUUUUUUUGUGUAAUACUAAAACAUUUUGUAAAAUUCAUUAGUUAUUUAUGUAAGUCUUGGUCAGCGGUCAGCAAGCAAGAUGGACUGCUUUUAAGCUGUCUGUGCAAAUUACAUGAAUUUUUCGCCUUUUAAUUUUUUCUGUCAUAUUAAUUUGUGUCUUCUUGAUUGUUCUUGUAUUAUUUUGAUUUAAUGGCUGUGUAUGUUCCAUGUGAGGAGCUUCAAUGAUAAGUUACUUCUAUCAAAAAUUGAACCAAUUAAGAAAUUGUUGAACUUCAGUGGGGCUGAGUUUAGCAAAUUGCUGAAAUGAGUAGACAAACUUGAGAAGACUAUAAAAUCUCUUGAGCUGGAAAACCAAGCUCUCAAAUCUCAGCUCAAUUCAGUCAAUACCGAAGUAAAAGAAAACACGUUCUGUUUUCAUUCUUGUUUCAAAAAGCUCUUAAAAGAAUCUGUUAUCUCUAAAUAUGAAUUGGAUCUUUAAAUCUGAUUAUGGACACAGCCCUUAAUUAUUUUUUGUUUGUUUGUUUGUUUUUUUAACUUUAUGUAUGUGUGCUUGUGUAUUUCUUUAUUUAAUGCUUAUGAAAAUAUUUUUCUCCACAUGGUCAGCCACUUACCAGGGCUAGCAUCUGCUGUUUCUAAGUGCCUGUGCUCUCCAUCUUGCUAAUUGUCAACAUCUAAUUUGCUUCUUUUUUUUUCCUGGGGCACUAAUAAAGAUUGAUUGUUGUUGUUUGUUGUUGUUGUUGUUGUUGUUAAGCUAUGACAAAUCAAUAGGUUGUAUUGAGUCAUAUGUACUGUCACUUCAGUAAGCUCCACACGAAAACAAUAAAUCAACUGGAUUGAUGAAUUAGUGAACAGUAUAGUCAUGUAGAAUUACACACUGUAACUUUGAUACAAAUUAAUACCUGCUCAGCUAGUUAGUAUUCAUUAAUAACUUGUGAUACAGAUCUGUAGUCAUUGUUUCAUUCCACAGUUGUGAUAAAAUAUUUCACAUCUGAUCUGUAUAGGCUUUACAAUGGUUCGCCUUUUGCCCGCUAUUGUAAUUACACAUACAGAUCUCCCGUUUGUCUUUUAUCCAUGUCUUCAACAACUUAGUGUCUUGUACCUUUUGCAGAAUAAUCUCACUCAAAGUCAAGAUAAAGCACUGAGAAGAAUAUCAGAAAUGAAGGAGGUAAACUGUUUUAACUUAAUGUUGAAUUACCAACUUCAACUUGUCAUUAGCUCAAAGUCUUUCUCAGCUUUCUUAGUAUUGUAACCAUUGUUAAUGUUGCACUUACAUGUAAUAUACUGGCCCCUAAGAAGAACAAUGCAUGAGUGACAUAUACUAGUUUGUGUUGUUAAUAGUUCUUGGACAAAUAUGUAAAUGUGUUAUUUCAGUACAGUACACGGUACCUUGUUUUUGUUGGUUUGUGUUUCAAGUUCAGGUGUAUAUUUAUUAAUAUUUAUUAGUUUGUGUUAUUUCUCAAAACAAAUAAGUGAGGCUUAUAAGCUGACAAAUAUGUCUGCUUGUUUCAUAGACAAUUGAAUUGGAGAAACAGGCCAAGAUGCACUUGGAGGAAACACUUCAGUUGUCAAUUGAUGAAAAAGAGGAAAUCAUAAAAGCACUUCAGACACAGGUGGAUAAACAUUUAACACAAUGGCAACUCAACUUCCAAAUACACCAUUCCAACACUGUCACCUUUUUAGCUUACAAAUCAGAAAGUAACAAGUCAAUAGGCCAUUUCUAAGUAGCCUCAAGCCUCUGUUUCAAGCUGAGGCUAAGUGCGAAGCUAUUGAUGAUUAAAUGAUUUUUUAUUCUCAUGCAAAUAAAACCCAUUUUCAGUCAAUGAAGGUUUGGCACAGCCUCGUUUUGAAAGUCAGAGUUCUGAGAACACGGAAAUGACCUAUUAACAACCUUACAACUGUACCAUUGAACUAAAACUUGAUACUUGUCUUUGGGCUAGUUAGCUACAUGUGAACAACAUCUUGACCUGUGGACAAGCUGAUUGUCUUGUAACAUCUCACUCUGAAAAUAAGUGCCAAUUUUUAAUCUCUAUCCUGAGCCUUAAAUAAUCCUCAAGUUGAAGAAUUUGUUUUGAGCUUUCAGAUGUUCCUCAAGCAGUACAAGUGAAAAGGUUGAACAUCAUCUGGGACAUUAGUAUUUUGAAAAAAUACAUGUACAAUCUGUUACACUUUUCAUUUCCAAUCAGUAAAUGUAUAUUAGGAGAUACAAUGUACCCUUUAUGUACAUGAAAAAACCAGCCCUUACUAUACAGCUGUAGCUCCUUUUCAUUAUGUCAAAUGAUAGGUACAGUUUCUAAAGCAACAAGGAUCUCGCACAAUGCCUGCCACUGAUGCCAUAGAUGCAGCUGCACUUGGUAAGCACUCGUACAUGCAUUGUACAAUCUUGACAGAAAUACUGAAUGUCUGUUGUUUGUUUUAUUCUGUUUUCUUAUCGCAGCUUCAAUAUUUCAAGUUACUGUAUGCAUAUGUUACAGGUCAAAAUUAAAGUCAGGUUAAAAUUAUUUAACCUAGGUUGUUUCUCCAUUUCCUUUGUCUCCUAUAAGCCCUAACUCAUGAAUAAUUAGGGCUAGGGGACAAAGAAAGUAGAGAAUUAACCUAGGUUAAAAAAAUUUUAUCCUGAAUUUUAUUUUGACCUGUAAAGGGAGUCACUAAGAUUUCAAGUUGCCGGUUAUAUUCAACAAGUAGGUAGGAAACAAAACAGCUAGGGAUUUCUUUUGGUUCCAUUUUUCUUCUAUUUUACUAAGAAAGUAGCUGGAGGCCACAUUCAUAGUAGCCAGGGGAAAUCCCCGGCCCCCGUCUCUUAAUGACAGCUCUGCUGUAACACAUACAUUCUUCAUGUACAGGUCAAGUUAAAUUUAGUUGACAAUCAGAUCUAUUUUAGCUUUCUUUUCUCAACUUCAUAAGUUGCAUCUUUAACUGUGAUGAUCUUCUUUGUAAUUUUAAUGUUGAUAUGUAUUUUCAAUAAUUCUAUUACCAUUUUACAGGAUCACAAAGUGAUGAGGAAAAGCUUAAACAGCAAAGUCUACUGGAGAGGGUGAGAACAACAUUUUUCUACAUUUUUUUACAUUAAGUUGAAAGUGCUAGCCUUACAAAGAAGAAAAGCCUUCCUUUAUAUGAAAGUAUAGACGUGAAUUGUAUAGCAGUACAAUAAAGUUUAAUCCUCCAGUCAGUAAUCAUGUUACCAUGGAGUUGCAUAAUUGGCGACCAGACAGUUGAACAAUGCAGCUUUAGAGUAAGUCAGUUAAGAACUACUGCUGUAACAUGUCAAUGGUUACAUGUUUCUGUCAUUUGUAAUUUUCAAGCUUUUUUGAAUUCUAUGAUACUGUAAUAAUAUCAAAAUAUUGUUCUUCUUUGUAGCUGGAAAACCUUCAAGCUCUUGUAGACCAACAAGAGCAGGAACUAAAUGAGCAGAAGGUAAAAAUCACUUGUGGUGCAUUAUUUCAUGGUCAAUCUUGUACUCACACUAUAGUAUGUAACAAUAAUUGUUAUUCCUCCAGCCCGAAUGGGCUCUGAGUCAAUAACCCAUGAGGCCAAAGGCCGAAUGGGCUAUUGACUCAGACUGUACUGUACUGUUGACUGUACGUUGGUUUUCUUACAACAAAAACAGUGUUUUCCAACAUGCAAUUAGUUCCAUUUCUCUUGGUUACUUUUGCAGGAGCAAACUUUGAAGAAAGAGCAGGUGACCGGUAAUCAAAUGAGGGAAGCCAAAGCCCUGAUACUAAGAUUGGAGCAAGAGAAGAAAACAGCAAUCCAAGACAUGAUGGACAAUCUGCAGAUAGCACUAAGAGAAAAAGAUGAAGCAGUGAAAAACAGCAAUGAAAUGAGACAAGCUCUUGAAGAACGUAAUGUUCAGAAUGAAGAAAUGAAAAAGGAGAAGGAGGAGUUCUUUCACAAGAUGGAGAAGCAGCUGGAGGAAUCAGAGAAACGAAGAGAAAUCAUUGAGCUGAAGAAGGAGCGAGAGGUACUCACUUUUACAUGCAUGUACUUUAUUUUGAGGAAUUUUGUUAAUUAUUUAGUUUUCAGAAUUAUGUUUUCAAGUUUUUGUACCAAACCUCAAACCUAGUGAUUAGUGUACAAAUACAAACAGAUUUCAAGUAUGGUUUCAGAAAACUUUCAGUAUAUUGACAAUUACACUGUACAUGUAAUGUAACUACAGAUUGGAGAGCCAGUCUUAAAAGCCUCAGGUGUUAAACACGUAUUUUGGGCCACUGAUAAGGUCAGAAACUAAUGAUUAAAUGAACGUAACAAGUAAGAAUUCGUACUGGCUGAAGGCAGCAAACCAGUUGGUUAUUUUCAAGUAUGGCCAAGUUGUUGAACUCGGGACUUCUUGAACCGAGGACAACUCAUACCAGCGGUUACGGUACGGGCUUGAACUUGCAGGGGCCUCCGGGUUACCCGAAGUCUGGUACUCUAAACACUUGGCUUACUGCCUCUUUGCAUUCUAGUAUUGUAUUGUAGUAUUGUACUGAAACAGAAAUCUCUUGAUUAGAUUCAGGAGUUGACUGCUAAGUUUGAAGCAACAGCAAAUGCAGAGGAAAAGGAAAGAAAAGCAAUGAUGGAGAAGCUAAAGAAAGACAAGGCAGAAGUGGUGGCUCUCAUGCAAAAAGACAAGAGUGAAAAACUUGAGGAGAUGCUUGUAACAAAGGAAAUGGAGUUACAAGGAGCAUUGACUAAGAAAGCAAAGGAAAUGGAAUCACUUUUACAGGCCAAGGAGGAAGAAAUGAGAGCUAAAUACAAUGAGAAGGUACAUGAACACUCACUCUUAAUCUAUUGUAGGAGUUGACCAGUUUAGUAAUGGUUGUUUCAUUGUAUGUUUGUUUGUUUUCAUUUUAAUAUGCUUCAUUUUAAUAAGAAAUUUUCAACAGUUUUCAAAUUCUGUUGCUUCUUUUCCUUUUAUGCCUCAGGUGAAAGAGAUCGAGAUUGCUGUUGACGAAAAGGAGCUCCAGAAAGAAGCAGCCCUGAAAGAGAAGGAGAAAGAGCUUCAGGCCCUUAGAAUACAGCUGGAGUCAUUAUCAGAGAGUCUGCAAAGCCGUAAUUCAGAAGCGUCGCGCUCAGAGCAAGAACAAGCCAGUAAAGUAUCCAAUCUGCUGGCCGAGUUACAGAAGGUUACAGUGGAUAAGAAAGGCAAGUGAAACGUUGAAUUAAAGGAGAGUGAAACAGUUUUCAUGAAAAGAUAGGUUAGACAUCACGUUUACGUAAACGGUGCAGAUGACCACGCGGAACUUUCUCAUGCCAUUUUUUUACAUUUUCCGUGGUCAACGUGAAGAGGAGUGUCCUAACGUUCAUAAAAUCCGAGCGUUUGAACUACAUGUACAUUCGUAAUGGUUGCUUUGAUUGAUUAAUGCGCAAAAAUGUGUACUCCAAUAAAUUGGUUGGUUCACUAAAAAUCAAUUUUUCAGACUGUCUUUGAAUCUGUCAUAUCAAAACGUUGUAUGCAGCAGAAGUGAGCGGAAAUGUUCCUGACAACAUUUUAGCAAAAAUUUGGUUUUUCCACUUGAGUUGAUAAAGCUAAUUUACCACGCCUAAAGAGACUUUCUCUCUUCAAUUGAUGAAACCAAAUUUGUGUUUUUCUGUAGAAAGUAAACCCCGGUCCCUUGUUCAUGCAUAGGUACAGUUACAUAUUAUAGUUCGAUAAAUUUGCUUAAAAUUUUUGACAGAUUUGGAACAGAAGCUGUCGGAAACUCGUCAGAAACUCGACCAAGAGCAGGUUUGUUACCUUGACCUCUCUCUUAUUUCUUUGAUGAUAACUAUUCUUUGACUCUCCCAACACCUUGUUCUUGUAUCGAGCUAGGGAGAUCAAAUAGGUCCAUUUUAUUCAGUAUCCAGCACUGCGGUGUAUCUGUUUUUGUGGACUAGGAGUAGUCUUCAAUUGGUCUUGGUUCUUUAGUCUUAAGGCUUUGGUUUGCCAGUCAGUCUCGUUUUUGUUAGUUGCUGUCACGAGCUUCUUCCCUCCCUCCCUUGCUCCUCCCCCUCCCCCUUCCUUGCUCUAUGCAUACCGUAAAUCCUCUAUUAACCUCCCCCCCGAGGGCCUAUUUAUUUGAAACACAUUUGAGGGGGGAGCUUAAUAGAGACGGUGGGCCUUAUUAGAGAGGGAGACGUAUUUAAUUUAGCGAAGAUGGUUGUAUCGCUUCUCCAUCAAGACCUAGAAUGCAGACUGCAAAAGCUCAUGUACAAGAAGUUGAAGGUCAUGCAACCGAGGAUCAAAAAAAAAAUCCGAAUUCCCAACACUUGAAUAAACCAUCCUUGAUAAGUACACACGAAGUUUUACAGUCGUGAUUGAUUGAUACAGUCUAUAAUUUAUUAGUGAAGAAUAAUAAGGGGAGGGGAGGGGAGGGGAGUGGGACUUAAAAGAGAUGGGGGCUUAUUAACUUUCUUCCCCUGAAAAGGGGGGUGGUGGGGGGCUUAUUUUAGAGAGGCAGCUUGAUAGAGGAUUUACGGUACCACAAUUCGCCUUAGUUGAAUAUACCAUGCACUUUAUACUUUCAACCGUGACGAUUGUUUUGUUUCAUGUUUGUUCGGAGGUGAGUUCCGUUUUGGCUGUACAACACAUGCAUUCAAUCGAGAGCUAAGAAAAUCAUCGUGUCGAUCAAUUCUUUCGAGUUUUAAGUAAUAAUGUCUCUCUUGUAGGCUAAGAUCUCCGAGAUGGUUCAGCAACACAGCAAUCUUGUGCAAGAAAAACAGGACGAACAACUAAAGAUGGUGAACAAGUUCAAGAAAAUGCACCAAACUAAAAUCAGUGAAUUAACCGAGGUCAUCAAAAAGAGCGAGCAGAAAGUGGCCGAGAUUGAAAAACAACGGAAAGAGGAGGAGGAACUUCAUUUAAAAAAAUUGGAAGAAAAGGAACGGGAGUUUGAAUCGGAAAAACAGUCUGAGCUAGCUCGCGUCUCUAAACGGAUGGAAAGCAAAACCAACGAAAUGAAAAAGAUCGUUAAAGAACUUAGGACUAAACUGACUGAAAAAGAAAAUCAGGCUAAAGAACUCGAGGAAAAAUUGAUUCUCAUUCGACAAGAAACUGCUACGGAAAAAAGCGCGACUAUGAGUGACUUUGAGAAGAAAAUUGAGACUCUUCAGAAGCAGUUUGCGGAGAAGGAGCGUGUUGUCCAUGAACUUGAGAACAAAGCUAAGGACAUUGAACAGAAAAAGUUAAACGAAAUCGAGGAAAUUUCCAAGGAUAGAGAUAAUCGACUCAAGGAAAAGGAACGGCAGUUGGUAGACGUGAAAGGAAAGCUUACGGAGAAGGAAUAUUACUCCAAAGAACUGGAGAAACAACUUCUGGAAAUGAAAAAGGAAAAGGACAAUGAAAUUGAGGCAGCUAAACAAGAAGCUGCGGUAAAGAUAAAAGAAAUUGAGGCUGGGUUUAGCAGCAAACGGGAAGAAGAACUGAAAGUUCUGCAGUCAGAGAAAGAAAAAGAACUUAUGGCAGUCAAAGACGUUGAAACUAAAAAGAACGAAAUCGAAAGAAUCAACGAUGAACUCAAAAAAAGGCUUAAGGAAUCUAUGGACAAUGAAACCAAACUAAGAAAGGAAUUGAACUCUGCAAACGAGAAGUUUGUAAAACAACUUGAAAACUGCAAACAGAAAUAUGGAGAUGAACUUCAAAAAUACAAAGAGCAGUUACUUCUCGUCGAAGAAAGGAAUCAUCAACAGCUUUCUGACUGUCAGACUAACUACGAGAAACAGCUUUCAAAUUUAAAAGAAAAGUACGAGGAAGCUCUUGAUAAAAUCAAGAAGGAAAAAUUACUCGUCGAGGAACAGUGUAAGCUAGAGUUGCAAAAAAUGCGCGCAGAACUCGAUGACAAAACGACAGCCGGCAAGGACGAGCUAGGCGUUAAAGAGGCAGAGCUUGUUCAUUUAGGCAAAAAAGUUGAAAGUUUAAGUUCCGAACUUAAAGAACAAAAAGAACAAUCACAGCGGAGCGUUGAUGAACUGAGCAAAAGUAUAACGCUUAGAGAUGACAAGAUUGGUAAACUGAAGGAAAGGUUGAAGGUUGAACAAGAUGCGCUUACAACACAGCAAAAACAACAAACUAAAGCAAUGGAGGUUAAAGAACAGGAAAUCAAGGAGAUGUUGAGUAAAAUGGAGAAUGAAUUUCAGCAGCAGCUCCAGGAGAAAGAUGAUGCCGUAAGAGAAAAACUAAACGAAAUUGCACUCCACCAUGACAUGGGAGUCAAAGAUGUUACAGCUAGCUUGGAAAAUAUGAGGAAGGAGGAGCUAACAAGAGCUGAAGAGCGACAUCACGCUGAAAUAUCGGAACUUAACCUUGGUUGGGAAAGAAAGGUUGUCAGUAUACGAAAAGAACAUGAAGAAAACAUGGAAAAGAUGUUAAACGAAGCUAGAGAGAAAGAAGAGAACCUGGUGAAUGAGAAUGUGAACUUAAGAAAUGAGAUCAGCAAAAAAGAAAAAGUUCAACAAGUCCAGGUGGAAGAACUGCAUUCUAAAGUAAACGGCGUUUUGGAGGAGAAGGAAACGGCGAAUGCAAAGGUAAGAGAAUUGGCGGAUGAAAACAAACGCUUUAGACAACAAAUUGAGAAUAUUAACUUGGAAAUGGAGAGUAGACUACAUUAUCUGACAGAGAAUCAUCAACAUGAAAUCGAAGACAUUAAGAACCAGUCAUUUCACGAGGUUGAAGAACUUGCCUUACAGCAGAAAAGUGAUUUAGCGAGUCGCGACAACGAAGUUGAAAAUGUCAAGAAAGAGGCAACGCAGAAGUUAGAUGAAGCAAUGCAGAGGCAUAAAGAUGAGAUGGAGGAGAUACGAAACAGUUAUCAAGCAAAGCUAGCUGAAGUCACAAACACGUACCAACAGGAUUUAGCGCAAACAAAGCAGAUUUAUGAGAAGCAAAACAUAGAAAUGGAAAAGCUGAAAAAAUACCACGAGAUUGAACUGAACGAGCUUCGAAAGAGCCAUGGAAAGCAAGUUGGCGAACUGUUGAAAUCUGGUGAAGAAGAUAAAAAUAAGGUCUCUAGUCUGGAGCAACUGCACCGCGAAGUAGUUGACGGCUUAAAAGUAAAGAUUACCGAUCUUGAAGCUAACAUCGCUAAGCAGACUGAAGAUUUCAACAGGUCCGAAGAAGAAAUGAGAGUGAAGUUUAAUGAAGAAAAGGAGGGUUUGAGAGAGCAGUUUGAACAGCUAAAGGUAAAAAUUUCGGAAGCAGAAACGCAGCAUCGGAGUAAAAUGGAAGAAUUACAGAAGGCGGCUGAAGAGAACGAGAGGAAAUUUGAUGUCGAAGAGAAGAAACUUAGAGAGCAAGUCGAUGAACUUAGUAGAGCUGCAGAGGAAAGAAGAUUAGCAUUUGAAGACCAAGAAGAAAAGUUGAAAGGCGAAAUUCAGAAACUUGAGGAGAAAUUAGGCGAAACAGAGGCUGUGAAUUCGAUCAAAAUGGAUGAAAUGACAUUGUCGGCUGAGCAAAUUAAGACAGCUUUCGAUCACGAAGAAAAGAGACUAACAGAAGAAAUUGAAAACCUGCGUAGGUCCUGCAGAGAACAGAGGGAAGAACUUGAGAGGUUAUCCAGGGAGUGUGAAGGAAAAGUUACAUCCGAAGAGAAACUCAAGACAGAUAUUGAAAAACUUAGAGAAGAUCAUAAGACUGAGCUUGAAUCUUUGAUGCAACAAGCCAAAUCAGCCAUGGUAGAAACUCUUAAGAGGGAGACUGAAAAACUGAAAGAACAACAUAACAAGGAAGUUCAGUCGUGGAUGCAAAAGACGAAAGAGAUCCAAACAAAACACCGUGAUGUGGAGAAGAAGUUAAAUGAGGAAUUGAACAACUUGAAGAAAGAACAUGAUAAAAAAGCUCACGAGCUAGUAAAAGACAAGGAAAAGUUUGUUAACGAACUACACAAAGCUAAGGAGGCCCUUGCAAAGCAACAUGAUUCUGAGAAGAAGUUGAGCGAAGAAUUAAAGAACUUGAAGAGAGAGCAUACAAAAAUGGCUCAAAAUAUCCAGGAAGAGAAGGCAAAAGUUGUUGAAGGAGAGAAAAGAAUGAAAGCUGAGCUACAAAAAGUUGAAACGGAGGUAAAGCAAGUGUCCGAGGCCACCUCCACAAAUCUUCAGAAGAAACUUGAUCAAGCGAAAAAAGAAAGAGAACAAGAAGUACAGUUGUUAAAUACGAAAUGGAAGGGAAAAUGCGACGAGAUCAACCAAAGGUACUCGAACCAGAUACAAAACCUACUGCAGCAACAUGAUGAAGAGAAAAGAAAUUUGAUCGGAGAGCAUUCCAAGGCUUUGGAAGAACUAAAAAGGAAAAACAGCGAGGAGCGGGCGGAACUGGAAGAGAAAGCGAAGAACCAGAUGGUCGAGGCUCAGAACACAAUAUCAGAGCUUCAAACCAAGGUAAAUUGGUGAAAAAAAAAAACACGGCAAAGGAACGCACCCUCGUGAUUUACUCGCUUACCCUUAAAAAGCAACUCCCCAUCGUUAAGCGUUCAGAUGGUGGUUUGCAUGCUAAUAAAUCUUUCAGCCGAUUUUCUUUCCAGUGAUGAUACUAACUUUAACCCUUGAAUUAGAGUCUUGCAUUCUAUGGUCGUCUGCACGUACCUUUCUUCCACAUGUCAUACAGUACCUCCACUAAGAUUUUUCUUUAGGAAAUAACCCUGUCUCCACCAGUAUAAGUCAUGUCCAUCGGUGAAUUCCCAAUUUCUGGCUAUUGGGUAGAAAUGUCGCAUGGCUUAAAGUCGUUGUUGGGUGUCCGCAGAUAUCAUAUACCCAUGUUUUAUUGGACUGCAGUUGAGAUAUCGUGGAAGUCUGCGCCAAAGUUGCAACUUGAAAGUCAUAAUUCAUUUAGGUGAAAGUAGUUUCUGUAAAGGCCGGUGAAGGCUGACUCGUCCCCAUUCGUCGUCUCUCAUUAUUAGUAUUUGGCGUGGAAGACUAGAAAGGCUCUUUAACGAAGGGGAUGACGGGAAGGAAGAAGGGAGAGAAGGUCUCCCCUCCUCUCGCCUUCCCUAGAGACAACUUAGAGACGACAGGGGACGAGUCAGCUGUGAAGGUGAAACUCGAAGUCUAGGACGGCAAAACAAAACAGUCCACAAGACAAUCUUGAUGUUUGUCCAGUACGUUUAGGAAGUUAAUCCUAAUUUUUUAAAUAAAUGAACUCCUCCUUUAGCUUAUGGUCAUUUCCCUUUGAAGAUUUGCCACUCUGACGGUUGUUUACUUUACCGGCAGUUUCAUAUCUGCGAUCGUUUACUUCAAAUCUGCUCGCAUGAGUUGUCUUCAAUGUUUUUCUCGUUAUUGCUCUAAGAGAGAUCUCUGUCAUUAAUAACAGUGUUCUUUUUUUUUUUUUUAAUCUGUUAGGUUAAAAAGGCGAAGGAAAAGAUAAAAAACAUGAUGAGCAAACAUGAACAAGAAAUCAAAGAGUUAAAAGAGAGUAAGGACAGCAUCGAGAAGGAGUUGAUAACAGUGCACGAGUGCGUGUCAUCCUUAAGGAAGGAAGUAGCAGAUACCACGGAAAGUUCUGAAAACAAACUCCGGGAGGCCUCCAAACGCGAAGAGGAAUUGCAACUUAAGAUUGUUUCUGGAGAAAGCAACAACAAAGUUGUUGAUCAAAAACUGGCGGAGUUAAGCAAAGAAAAGCAGGAAGCAAUAGAUGCUGCAGCUUCUAAGGAAACAGAGCUGCGGCAUCAGCUGCAAAUGGUUCAGGCAGACUUACAAAGCAAAGUGGAGGAUUUAGAAUCAAAGCUUAAAGCCAAAGUAAAGGAGCAUUUAGAACAGGUCAAGGAGAUCCAAGACGAAAAAGAGAAACAAUUAGAAAAGCAAUCGGAGGAACUUACGGCGCAGUAUCGAAGUAAGUUGACUGAGAUGAAGAAAAAAGCGGAGAGCAAGAUUGCUGGUUUGAGAAAACAGAUCAACACACAAGCUGUGGAGAAAGAAACUGAGUUGUCUAACGUCCAGGAGUCUUUAAAUUCAGCGGAAAACAGAAUUAAAGAACUUGAAACGAAACAUCAAGAGGACGUAGAUAAUUUAAAACUUGUUCACCAGGAAAAGCUAGCAACGAAACUUGCAGAGGUAAGGCAAACCUGCGAGGGUCAAGCUGGAACCCAAGAAAAGGAGUUGCGGAACCAAAUUAUCAACCUUGAAUCACAGAACAAAGAGCUGUCUGAAAACGUUGAGAACCUAGUUGUGGAAAAAAUGGAUGCGUUACACGAACAAGAAGCAGCUCUAAAAGAUGAACAUGAAGCGGAGAUGGAAAAUCUACGAAAAGAACAUACAGGCGAGCUUGAGAAAUGUGAAAAGAGAUUCAAAGCCAAAAUGGCAGACAAAGAUCUGGAAUAUAAUUCAAAAAUCAAACAGCUUCUGCGAGAGUUUCAGAUAAAAUACAGCGAAAAGGAAAGAGAGCAACAGGAAACUGUCGGUGAAUUGAUUGAAAAGGGGCAGAGAGAAGAACAGAAAAUUAUCGACGAGUAUAAAACUGAAAUCAUUGAGUAUCAAAGAGAACUAAAACUACGAGAAGAUGAAAUGGUAGCUUUGAAAAACUCCACAGCAGAACGGUUAGAACAAAAAGGCAGUGAAAUUGAAGAGCUUCAAAGGGAACACACGGAAGCAUUACAGAAUAUUGAGAGAGAGCAUCAUGAAACGAUACAAGAGAUGGUUAGAAAAAAUGAAGAAGAUAUGGAAAAAUUACACGAAGAACACAGAGCAAAAGUCGAAGAAAUUCACGAGAGAUACAAGAACGAGCUGGAAUCACAGGCUCGAGACCGCAAGUCCGAAGUUGCGGCUGUGGAAAAAAAGUUGAAGACUCAAAUGAAGAAAAACCAGAACGAAAUGAAGAAGUUGUUGAAUCAAAAAGAGUCUUUUAUACAGGCGCAGAGCGUGGUGUUGACUGAGGCAGAACCUGGACAGCUUCAAAGAACAGGGUCGUCCAACUCACUUAAUAGUGUAAGUCCAGGACGCUGGAAUUCUCACAGCACAGGAACCCCACUUAUGCUCAUACAGCAUCGCAGACUGACUGCAUGAAGACCCACACGACCUGACAGUAAACAGAACUUUAAUCUGACGUGACUGGUCACUGAUAUCUAUUUAGUGUUGAUCACGUUAGCGUGUUUUAUAUUUACUCAUUUAUUUAUUUAUAACUUUGUUUGGCUGCUUGCUUGUUUGUUUAUCUUUGCUGUUACCACUUAAGAAAUUGGUUAAUUCUUAUCAUUGAUUAUACGCGACAAGGAAUGCAUCACAAAGUUUCUUUUGGCGGGUUUGUGUUUAUUUUAAGUUUUUUCUUUUGGGGCUUUGAACUGUUGACCACGUUAACACUGAACAAAACACAGUAAUCCUGCCUUUCUCCUCUCCUAAGCAAUAGCCACUUCUUUGAUACCAACAUAAAAGAUGUUGUUCUUGAAAAAAUUAUGAUGGCCCAGUACGUCUUGAUGUUUCUUUAUCUUGCAGUGUUUGCGUAAUUGUAUAACUGUCCAAACUCACCACGAAAAUUUGAAUUUAACGUUACAGCUGCCUUAGUCCAGAUUUUAUGUUAGGAUUUUGAAAUUUUGAUGGUCCAACGCUUGAAAUAUGUCAGCUCUCUUUAACAUCUUCACAUUCCAACUUCUUUAAAUGAACUCAUCAGCGGUUAUGUUCAGUUUACUUGAUGUUCUUUUUUUGAACAGGAGCCAUCAGAAGAUUCAAGUCAAACACUGCUUAAGGUAAGGUGCAUUUUUGCAGCCUAAUAAAGGAAAGUAACGUUUUUGACGCUAUAAGCAAUAACUCACUAAAUUCUUCAUAUCAAAAAUUCGAAAUGAGUAUUCGUGCUUGCUUUAUUAGCUGCUUAAGCUACACGGCAAAGGAAAGAAGUCGAAACAAGGAUUUGAGAUCAGACCCGUGGGCAUCGAACUCGGGACCUCUUGCACAGGAGGUCACGCACUAACCAUCUGUGACAAUUCUUGCUCCGGUUGUGCGUCAUUUUUAUCAAACAGAUUCCAUUGUAUUGAAAACAGAUCAUAGGAUUUCUCAAAGCUGUUGCUUUUUAUUUGCUCAGGAUCAAAUCACGAAGUUGCGGGCGGAAGUCAGUCAACUAAAGGAACGCGAGGAAUCACUUAAAUCACAGGUAGGUCCAGUGCUAACGAGUUUAUGUUAUGAGAAGAGGUUAUUGUUAUGAUCCUGUGGUGCCUUUCUUAAUAACUAAGUUGUUGAGUGGUCUGUAGUCAUGUCAAAGAUAAGGUGAAAUAUGAUCUGCCGGGUGGGGGUGGUUCUAAAAAGCACUGUUGUUGACAGUGACUGACGUUUCGACAACCAGUGAGGACUGAGGAAGUGACCGGGUUAGUACAGAGUUUUGAGGUCGUGAAAAAGUCUUGAAAUUUGCCCAGUAAUUUUCCAGGCCUGAAAAAAGUCUUUAAUAAUGAUAAAAAGUCUUGAUUCUUUUUAAAAAGCUACAACAAGUGGUCAAAUCGUUGAACUAAGUCAACUGUACUCAUCCGGACGGUCAUAUUUCACCUACUUAUAAAACAUCUGUCCCCUGUUAAGAGUUACUGUUCUGUCACUUAUUGUUCUGAACAAGGUGGGUCUAAUCUUUGGACUCCUGAAUUGUGAUCAUGGAAAUUGGUUUUCUUAGCCAUGAGGCCAAACUCUCUUAUGUUUCUCCUUACUUUCCCUUGCAUGAUGUUUUUAGGUUGCACAAGGGUUUAUAACGUUCAUAGUCAGUAGUAAAUCUUGUACGAGUAUGAUUGCGUGACUAGACUAAGCUGCCGCGCUGUACGUACCUGUGGCGUCUGUCCAGUGCGUUAAAAAGGCUCGUUAGUGUUUUGCUAAUAUAUAGUAAUACUAAUUAUGUAGUUUUGCUAAUAUAGUGUCGCUUAUGCUUUUUUCUUUUCUUUUGUGUUUUUUUUAGAUUGAUCAACUCGGUGGAUCGCCUCUGAAAGGCAAAGCAGAUCGACCACCUCAGCUAAAUUUAGUAUCCAACCCAUUGUCUGAAAAUUCUACUGUGUACGACCCAGCCCCCAAGUCUCCAGUUGAGCCGACAGAAUUUGAGGUGUGACUUGCUUAUUCAUUCUUUAUCUUAUUCUCUGCAUCUUCUACCCGUCUUCUUUUUUCUGACUUACUGUCUCCUUGACUUUGCAGUAUCUUCGAAAUAUUUUGUACGAAUACAUGAUGGGACGAGAGCGAAAGGUGAGAAGAUAUCAUUUGAACGACGUACGCAUGUUAUAGCGUAGAAAUUCUCAAGGUUUACGUACGCCCCUCUUAUCUUGUUUUCUUACCUUUUAGCAAAUGGCCAAAGUGUUGGUAGCCCUUUUACGAUUUAGUGCCAAACAACAAAAAGAAAUUCUACAAAAAGUGGAUGAACAAGUUAGUCAGGUAAGUGGACCAUAUACCACACUGCACCUUUCACCACUUCACUGACAGAAUUUUUACAGGUGAUUGUGACACCGUGCCUAAAACCUAAUUUUGCGAUUUCCCUAACUUUACAAAAGAAAGUCAGAAUUGCUGUUAUUCCAAUCAAAGUCACUGAACAAUAAGGCGGUAUUGUUUAUUAUUAUGCUCUCUAGAAGGUUAGGCACCUGCUUAUGAGAUCAGAAAAUGUAUAGGCUCUUUUGAAAUACGUGUUUAUUGUAAUUGUUCCUACUAUUACUUUUACGUGUUCUUUUGACUGCAAUUAAACCCAAUCUUAAAACUCGCGAAUUUAAAUAUAUUUGAAUUGGUGAAUAAAAGUCUUCAUUCAACGCGACUGACUUUGACAACUUAAAAUUACUUACAAAAAACGUAAAUGUAUACUUCUACCUUUUUUUCUCUUUUUACACUUCCUUCCGGUUUUGUUGAUGUUUGUUUGUUUGUUGUUGUUGUUGUUGUUGUUCGUUUGUUUUAGAUAUUCUUCAAGUCGAUAGAAACUAAACGGAAUCAAGCACACUCUAAAUAUGUUAUAAAACGACCUUAAAACAUUUCGUCAUAUAUUUUAGAAAGCCAACUUUUUGAGGUCAGGUCUUUGGGUUUUUAACAAAUGUAGCAGGCAAUAAAUUAUAAAGGCGUGAUAACUGUAAAUUGUCCUGAUUGGUGCCACCAAUAAAAGAUAACAGGAUCAAGAGAUUUCCACGCAUUAUGAAAGAAUUGUCGUUGUCAAGAUAUGUUUUGAUGAUGUGAUCUGGGGAUGAUAACAGUUAUGUUUGUGAUUAUUUAAUUUUCGUGCUUUUUGAUUGGCUGAAUCAUCUCACGCCUCUUGAAGCAUUCCUAAGUAAAAUCGUAACGCAUGUGACUUGCUCGUGCGCAUUUUCGUCUAUCUGAAGCAGGCUAUCUGUAUUCGCCAUUUGCACAUCUCCCAUAAUACUCCUCUUUUGCCCCCCAAAAUUUUGCAUAACCUUUGUUUUUCAUUUCUCCUGGGUGUUACAGCCGUCCCAAGAGAAAUUGAAAACAAUGCUUUUACAAAAUUUUGGGCGGCAAACAAGGUGCAUUUUGGGAUAUGUGCAAGUGGCGAAUUGUGAACAAGCUGUGGUUCAUUUGAUCGUUUGCGCUGAACGUGUUUGGCCAAACUAACAUCUGCGCCGGCACUUUGCUAGGUUUUGAAAAUCGUAAAGGCAAAUAAAACAGUCAGAUAAGAUAGUAUUAAUAUGAUCUUUUAGCAGGAGACCAGUGUUUGUAAACGAAUGAAAUAACUGUAAAUCUCUGUUUUGUGUGUCCAAAUAAUAGUUAAAUUCAGUGUAAUAUAACUGUGCAUUGGCAUUGCACUUUCUUAUAACUUUCCUUUUUGAUAAAAAUGUCUUGAGAAAUCUAUAUUUCGGCAGGCAAUGCUCAACUAAUGGCUUUUGACUACAUACUUGUUACAAAGUUGUCGUAAAGUUUUUUUUUUCUUGUUGAAACAAACAUGUCUAGAUUACCUUUUAGUAUAAAAUAUCGAUGUAGCUUCGAAUUAGUUAACCCUCGUUUAACUCUGUAAAGGACAUCAGUUUAACUGCUAAACGUCUGUUAAAAUAGUUAGUUGCCGCCUUUCAAUAAACUUGUACUGACAGAAGCCUUGCGUAAUUGGGUCGGUCACACAACACUUUGCCUCACCCAUAAUACGUGUCACGUCAUUUGACUUCUUGUUUUGCCCUUUCAGGGUGGUUUGUUUUCGCCGUUUAGGUCGUAACGCAGUCCUGUUUUUUCACGCUAGAAGGUGAAGAUGCCAUGUAAGCAUCAUUAGAUCAGAGAAAUAGCUUAGAUAGGGCGAGGUAGUCGUCUUAGAAACACUUUAGAGUGCUGUUUACAUGGAGCUGAUCGUAUGCCCUCGAGAUAGGUUGAAGAGAUCAUGAUCUUUUCAUACGAACUUUUCUGACAAAUAAUUAUAGUCUAAAGCUGGGUCCUGUCAAAGCUCCUUAAUACGGAUAUUAGAAGGUCAGACCCAACUGUCCGCAUUACAGAUAAGGCAGAGAUUGUGUAUAGUUCUACUUCUUUGGAGCCAGAAUCCAUAAUAAAGGGGAGUGGAACAAGGACAAUUUUGUAUUGGCAAAUGAACUGCCGUCUCAUGGCACCUUAACAGCUAUCUCAUUUGAUCAUGCGUUUGUUUCGCAUCUGCUGAGAGUAGUUCAAUAUUUUUUUGAAGUGUAUUUCGCUGCUAUCGCGAAAGAGUUGAUCAUGUCACUUAUCCCUUUGAAGUAAUUUAUAUGUCGUUUUCAUUGCCAUACCCCAAAACAAAGGAAUAAAUUUAAACAAAGGAUAGAAUUGAACCACAACAUAUAUAUGCGCAUAGUUUUAUAUGAUCUUGAUUUUGUUGUGGCUUGUCUCUCUGACUCAUUGAUUGUAUCUCUGUCAAUCAGGCUGUGUGAGGGACAAAUUUAUUUGACUGCCUGACUUGCUGACUGUCUGUCUGAGAGAUUUUAUGACUUACUGACCGUCCGUCUCAUUGAUUGUCUGUGUGACGGUGUGUCUGUGACCGUCUGGCCUAGUGAAUGUCUCAUGGCACUGACUGCUGCAGAGUCUUUUCAGAUUUUGUCUUGCUCACUUUCUGCCUGACUGGCAAGUUAUUUUUUAUGCCUACGUCUCCUAACCAUUAAUCGUUUUCGUUUGUUUUAUUUUUUUAGGGAAAGUCGAAGUCGUCUUCGUGGUAUUAACAAAAGUGGAUUCCCUCGAAGUUAGAAUCGUGGAAUUUAAAAAUCGCCCCAUGUAAGGGAAUCCGCAUCCGGAAUCCAGGAAAUUUCUGCUUGUUGAAUCUGGAAUCUAGUAUCUGGAAAUUUGAGUUUUGGUAUCCAAAAUCCUAGGCUUUGGGAUCACGACUACAGCUCAAGGAAUCCUGAAUACCACUAACUGUUGGAUCCGGAAUCAGCGUUUCACUUACCAAGAAUCCGGAAUCCAGUAGCUGGAAUCCAGAAUCCACGGCGUAAAAUCCGGAAUCCAAGACUGUCUUGGAUUCCCUUAUAUGGGGCGAUUUUAAAGGCCUUGUUUCUCACUGACAAGUAUUUUUUUAAAAGAAAGUUCAAAGGUUUUAUAUUCUUUUCGUUAAGCUUUUUUGUUGUAGACCUGAACAUCGGUUCUCAGGUAAAACCAGUAUUCAACUUACUUUGAUUCUGGAGUUGGUUUUUUCUGUACCCUAAUUAUUCAUAGGAGGCUACAACAAAUUCUGGUCCAAUCUGAGAACGAAUUUUACUAACAACACAUGCACAAAUAUCGAAUUCGUUUUAAAUCAUGGUGGCAACAUUAAAGGCUAUUUAAUAUUAUGAUUAUUAACAAUAAUUGUGUAAUGAACCAAAACAAGCUGCCACUCUUGUGUUGUAAAGGUAUACAAGGUUAUUGUUUUGUCAAAAAUUGUAAAUAGUUUAAAUUAUGGUUAUGGUAAAGAAAACAUUGACUGUCCUCUCUAGGGCCUCGAGUUCGAAAAUAUAUUUUUUACCAUGAUUAUUUCAUCGACACUCGUCCUUCGAGGUAACCACUGCUUCCAUAUGAGGUGGUAUCUUACUUUGUUCACAUAAAAUAGAGUACCAUUUAUGGGCUGUUUUAAUUUCCCAUUAGAACGUAUUUUCGUUUCGUAUUUUCGUCUGAUAACGCUACUAGAUGAUAAAAGUGAUAAGUGGAUAUGGGUUUAAAACGAAUCCAAUAUCCAGCCAUCGAACAUGCUUGGCCACUGAAGGAUAUAUUUUAUGACUAAAAGUGGAAACAGAGCAGGUAAGAUAUGCGUCGGCCACCCAAUCAGAACACAGCGUUUCUUUUAUUUUGCCCUCUCGCGGAGUCAGCCAGAUAAUACAUAAGAGAUAUUACAAUGCGUACGUAACAGAAUUCUCUUUGACACCAAGAAAAAAUCUCACCACACGUGAACUCAAUAGGAGCUUCAUCAAAUUGUUCUGUUAGUUUUAAGCUCAGUUUCGCCACUAUUGGUCAUACAUUGCAUUGUCUCUAAAGUUUUAUUUACUUACUUAUCUAUGCUGUUUGUUUCUAAGUUGGCUUGUUCUUAUGGUAGGUCAUAAUUGCAUAAUUAAAAUGUAAUACUAUUUCGAUGGUGCUUUUAAAGCGAUGAGGUGGUGAUGGAAAUUUUUUAUUUAGUAAAAAUUUACUUAACACGACGGUGCAGUUGUGGAUCCUUAAAAUAAGUUAUCAUAAAUAAAAUGACUUUGGUUCCCCAGCCUGUUAUUUGGCCAGGGUUUGGGAUGCUU
Messenger RNA from Porites lobata, 23757 nucleotides. Lineage: Eukaryota; Metazoa; Cnidaria; Anthozoa; Scleractinia; Poritidae. The record is from the annotation of a GenBank genome assembly.